Molecule: messenger RNA, 661 nt
Organism: Saimiri boliviensis boliviensis (Bolivian squirrel monkey)
Lineage: Eukaryota; Metazoa; Chordata; Mammalia; Primates; Cebidae
Source: RefSeq, a predicted model, not a curated record
AGAUGAUUUUCCAUGUUGGAACGCAAAGGUAAAGACACUCAAGGACAGAAAUCUUUUGCAGAGGCAAGAUCUUCCUCAGUCACCAUACUUGAUUAGCUGUGGGGAAGUGGAGGCUUCCAUGUAGAAUUCCAUAGAUUCUUCCAGGACAUAGUGUCUGACCCACACUUUCUGGUGUCUCCUGAUACACAGCACGGAUGAAAUGGCGAGUUCCCUGGCCUUUCUUCUGCUCAGCUUUCAUGUCUGCCUCCUCUUGGUCCAGCUGCUCACUCCUUGCUCAGCUCAGUUUGCUGUGCUUGGACCCCCUGGGCCCAUCCUGGCCAUGGUGGGUGAAGACGCUGAUCUGCCCUGUCACCUGAUCCCGACCAUGAGUGCAGAGACCAUGGAGCUGAGGUGGGUGAGUUCCAGCCUCAGGCAGGUGGUGAGCGUGUAUGCAGACGGAAAGGAAGUGGAAGACAGGCAGAGCGCAGAGUAUCGAGGGAGGACUUCGAUUCUGCGGGAUGGCAUCGCUGCAGGGAAGGCUGCUCUCCGAAUACACAACGUCACAGCCUCCGACAGCGGAAAGUACUUGUGUUAUUUCCAAAACGGUGACUUCUAUGAAAAAGCCCUGGUGGAGCUGAAGGUUGCAGGAAGAAUUCCUGCUGUGCCCUACAUGCUCAAGUAA